This is a messenger RNA of Macadamia integrifolia, 1236 nucleotides long. RefSeq lists its product as uncharacterized. The coding region runs from base 91 to 966 and encodes 291 amino acids. The transcript has a single exon. The record is from RefSeq and is a predicted model, not a curated record. Lineage: Eukaryota; Viridiplantae; Streptophyta; Magnoliopsida; Proteales; Proteaceae.
CACGAGAACAGUUAGCGCCAUCUCUUUCGUCUCAGGGUCUCUCUCUUACGCUAUUAACCUCUAGGUUUUCUUUUUCUGAAGCCAGUCGCCAUGGUCGUGGCUUUGGGUCCGGGGAAGUUCUACGGAAGCAGCCUGCCGAGGCCCCGAAUCUACACCGACGUGAAGCUGAGCGACGAUGGGAGUAGGGUGGACCCGCCGCUGCCUGUCCUAGAUCCGUUUCUCACCUGGGCCAACGAUGCUCAUUGGUCCAUGGGUGGUUUCAGCUUCAAGCGCCUCAGGCUUCAGGGCAGGAUCGAGGGCAGCAUCAAGAAGCUAAGAGCCCAGCAGGAGAGGACCUUUAAGAGGAAGAAGAAGCCGGGUAUGAACAAAAAACCCACUUCGACUUCUGUCUCUCCCUCAUCGUUUUCUCUUUCUCCUCGACUACAGGCUCUGCUUCUCAAUGAAGAUGAUGCGGAUGAAGAAUCAGAAAAGGAGGAAGAAGAGGUCGCGAGGACUCCUCUUCGCAAAAACUCAGCGAGGAAACUUAGAGAUGACUUCGACAAGUCUGCUUCUGCUGAUGCUGCUGUUGUUAGUACAGUAACUGCGAGGAAGGGGAAUUCUAAAGGGAAGUCUAAGGUGCCUGGCAACGACUCCCCUGUUUCUAUAGAAACUAGCAUGGCAAGUCCUCAACAGAAGAACCGGAACAGGAGCAGUGAACCGACAACCAAUUCAGUUCCCCGCUCCUCUCCUCUUCCUCGACGACGAAGAGCUUUGCUUCUCAAUGAGGAUGAUCCAGAAGUAGAAGAACCUGAGAGCAGUCCAGCAAGGCUUCAAAAGAACAGGAGAUCCAGUGCCAAUGAAAAGACUAGUAGUUCCUCUCCACUGAGUGCUAUCCCGGAUGGAGUAGCAUUUCGGACUCGUGGUCGGAGAUUGGAGGAAGGCAAUGCUACUGCAGGAUCGCAUAAGUCCAUCAAGCGCCGGCAGUGAUUGGAUCAUUUAAAUGAAAUGAUUGGUACUGCUUAUAGAAAGAAAACCAGUAUCCGCUUUGAUUUGAUCUUUGUUCUUGUAUAUGAUUGCAAUCUCUGUUAUUUCUAUACCCCUUUUAGUGAAGGGGUAUAAUAGGAGGAAUGGAAUGUCAAAAAUGUAAUCAUCUGUUCAUGCAAGCUUAGAGUUUUGUUUUUCCAAUGAAUCAAUUGGGUGGUUUUGUUACACAAAAUUCAAUGAAAAUAAGAAGGGAAAAAAAUAAACAUUUGGUAA